UGCCCCCUGUUCCGGUUACAGAGGGAGGGAGGAGGGCGGCAGCAGUUCAAUGUAAACCCUCACGCUGAUGGAGAGCAGCGGCCAACAUCAGGAGCGGACCCAGUCACUCACUCAGCGCUGCAAUUUCCCAAAAUGUGCAUUUUCCUUCUCGGGCGCGGAUUAAAACUCCGGGAGACCUCGGCCUCUAAUGGGGAGCAGCUGCAUUAACUAGUGCUCUGACUUCCAUUAACUGUUUUUCUUUGCCGCCGGCCAGGUCACAGAGCUGCGCACGGCACUGUGGGCUUAUCCACCGACACCCGGCAGGAAGAGGGACAUUAAACUGACUAUUUAGAGUCCUAAAGUGGCACUUUUUCCCUGCUCUGAAAGAGAGACCGCGUCACGUGGACAGGUGACCUCAAAGCUGCACCUUAUCUUUCUCCUGAAAGCCUGGAGGAAGUUAAAAAGGAGAAGGAAAGGGUAAGAACUGCAAGAAUUUAAUAUCAGCUCAAAAUCCUGCUGUACUUUGUUGAGCCCAGCCACCAGCAGCAGCUCUAUUACUAUUAUUACUACUAUUACUACUACUAUUACUAUUACUAUUACUACUACUACUACUACUAUUACUAUUACGCCACAGUUUGUUAGAUAUUUAUUAGAUAUUUUAUAGAUGAAGGGACGAAGAGACACCUGACAAAGUGCUGUGGCAUGGCUGCAAGAGUGUUAAUUGGCCCGGACUGUGAUGCAGUUUGCAGCCGGGGGCUUCAUAAACAAGACAACAGCAGCUCCCGGGCAGAGGGUUAACUUGUCACAGACACUGCCUCAUCAAAUGACUCUGUCCUGACUCACAUAGGAGUCAGGGGCCGCAGGCCACAGCAUGGGUAACUCCUCCAGGAAGGGAGAGGGAGAAGAGGAAGAGGAGGGGGCGAAGGAUGGCGAGGAGGGAGAAAUGACAGAGAAGAAGAAAGAAGAAGAGGUGGAGGUGGAGGAAGAGCUUCCACUAGGGGUGGAGGAGUUGUUCGAGAGUGGAGAUCCCGUGCUGGACUUGAGCUACCGUAAAUUUAAGCGGUUGCCUUCGCGUGUGAGUGGACUGCUGCAUCUGGAGAAGCUGUACGUUUGUGGGAACAGCCUGCGCACUCUGCCCGACAGCAUCUCCCAGCUGCAGGGCCUGCGAAUCCUCGCCCUCGACUUCAACAAGAUGGAAGACGUUCCACCGGCUGUCUUCCAGCUCACUAACCUCACCCGCCUCUACCUGGGCAGCAACCGGCUCAUGACCCUCCCGCCCGAGGUGAAGAACCUGCAGAGUCUGCGCUGCCUGUGGGUGGAGAGCAACUACUUUCAAAGGUUUCCACGGGAGCUCUACGACCUGCCUCACCUCAAGUCCCUGCAGAUUGGGGACAACCGGCUGAAGACGCUGCCCCCUGACCUCUGGCGUAUGGAGGCUUUGAGGGGAUUAUGGCUCUACGGGAACCGCUUUGAAACCUUCCCCAGAGUCCUGCUACGCAUGGAGGGUUUGGAGAUUUUAGAUCUGGAUCGCAACAAAAUCUCAGAGUUUCCCAGCCUGAAACGUCUCCACGCCCUGCGCCUCUUCUCCUACGACCACAAUCCAGUGGAAGCCCCGCCUAAAGUGGGCGAGGAGGUGCUCGUGGUUGGGGAAGGCGCAGCGGAGUUCUUGGAGGCUCGUGAGGCCAGGAAGGAGAGACGACGAAAGGCCGCAGAGCAAGAGGCGGAGGAGCUGGCUCUGGCAGGAGAGGAGCCCGUUAUUCACGGUAUCCUAAAGAACAGCAACUCCAACUCAAAACAAGCGGCGGUGACUGUAGAAGAAGGAGACAUUAAAGAGGAAGAGGCAAAGGAGGAGGAGGAGGGUGUGGAGCUGCCCAUCACCGAGUACGACGGAGCUGAGCUUGAAUAUGACGAGGAGCUUGUUGAGUAUGAGACGGAGGAGCUGAUAUGUGAGGGAGAGGGGUUUGAGUAUGAGGGCGAUGAGCUGGAGUACGAGAGGGCUCAGAUGGACUAUGAGUACGAGGAGCUGGAGGACCCAGGGAGACAAGAUGAAGGGGCAUGAAUAACCCCUCAUACAUCCAGACUCAGAUGAUCUGCAGGCAGGUGGAGGUGGAUGACAGAGAAGAAGCUGACACAAAUUAGCUGUGCUUAGGGAUGUCAGCGGUGAAACUGUUAAUUGAUUUACUGCUGAGAAUAUUUUUGACCUGUUAGGCAUGUCAGUGUGUAGGUUAAUUUUGCUACUGUUCAGUUUACUGCACUGCACACCACCUGGGUCUGGUGGGAGCAGGCCUCCAGGAAAGCAGCUCAGCCUGGCUUUCACUUUUUCCCAGUGGCCACUCGCAGUAUUGCAGCAAAAAAUUCCCCUACAGCCUAAAAAUAUUUUCUCAACAGAACACCAUUAUAAAAGAGUAAAACUGCUGGCAGGACACCUCGAACUGUAAACAAGUCAAUUAUGACUUAUUUUUAUUAUGAAUUUUUUAACCAUGGAGGUUUUAUAUUUAUUAAACUUUCCUCAGGCCGAGAAAAGCAAUUUAAAUAUCUGUGAUCUGUCAUCACUAUGUAAAGUUUAUGAGCUGAGCAGAAGCUUGUGGGCAGAAGAGAAACAUAUUCAGUGGGCCACAUACGGCAAAGUAAACCCCUGGCAUAUAUACCAGGAGAGCCAUUCCAUUGGACUGAAUAGGCGCCAUCUUGGGGUCCAGUAUGCAGUUAUUAUUAUCAAUCUAUGGUUACAGCCAGCUAGCUGCGUUAACAUUUUAACCCACCCGCCGGUCUCCACUAGCUAGCCUUGGCUGCUCUGCACCCUGCACCAGCCAGGCAUCAGAAAGUAUGCCAGGCUUUGAAGCCAAUUUUCAUAGUGGCCAAACAGGGGUACCACAAUCUCCGGGGUCAGUCACAUGAUGGCCUACAGCCCAAAAAGACUUCUUCAUAUAGACUGGCAAGGCGAAAGAGACGUCUGUAAAUCAGUAGAUACUUUUUUUGGGGCGUCACAACCCCUGAGAAAUGAGUCGUUUCAUUAUCAGGAUAGUAACAUUUGGAAAGUCUAGAAGAGCUGCAAGAUUAAUUCAUUUUGUCCUCAUUGAAGUUAGCAGCGUGUUAAACCAUAAGUUCGCCAUUUGGCUGUCAGAAGUUAGCCACUCAGUUGCACUUGGCAGAGCUCAGCUGUCUUAAGUCGAUAGUGCACUUGCUCUACGGGCCGCACAGUGCAGAAGUUCUGCCAGAUCAACUGUGUAUUUCUUUGUGCAGCAGUUGAAUCAUUUUGGCUUCAUGCACCACUGAGCAACUCCUAAUUUAAUGCUGUAUCCAUCUCUCCUAAUGCACCCGUGGCACCAGUCAGGUUAGGUGGGAGCAAGCUAAGGGCGCCGCUCAUUCAGCAAUUACUGUUUGUAACAUCAUCCCGAACCAACAGUGUUUCUGUGGAAACAUUGUGCCCACCGUCAGGUUACCCCUCAGGUCGCCUCUUUAAGUGAGUUGCUCAGUUUAAGGAGCAGCUAAGGCCAGAGGGUGGCCAGUGGGCACUGUGUUUUCGCGACGUGGGCAGCCGGCUGUCUGUCAGCAAAGCCAACAAAAUAUAAAAUAAACAAGACAUAUACAUCACAAAACAUUAAAAUUUCACUACCUUUGAAUAGAUAGUGCUUUGAAAUGUGGCGCUAAUUAGCUCACUGAGCCAAUGCAGCGCCGGACCAAAAGGGAAGCCCUCUUGUGUUUGAUGUCUAUUGUGUUUUUUUACCCCUCCAAAAUUAACCGGUUAUUUACCUGUUAAUGGGUGUUGGGUCACUGAAAGCAAAAUUAACCGAAACUGACAUCCCUAGUUGUGCUGCUAAUUACUAAUCUAUAUUGUUAACUGUGAAAUUGAAUGAGCAUUGAGGCAUUAAGAAACUGUGAACUGACAGCACCUGUGACAUCUCAAUCAGCUGCAAAUGACCAAACCAGAGCAGGACUCAAGUGUGUGUGAGAGAGUGUGCAGAGUGUACGGCUGUUUUACAUUAGGGUUGUUUUCUGAGUGUCUUCCCUUAUUAAAUAUUAUUUCAGCUGAUGGAGUCAGUGUCUAUCACUUACUGGAAAAUGUGUCUUAAUUGGGAGCCAGUGAAUGCACCAGCUAGUGUUUACUUCACUGACACUCUGUAGUA
Epinephelus moara (kelp grouper) is the source of this 4103-nucleotide messenger RNA. Its product is annotated as leucine-rich repeat-containing protein 10B. Lineage: Eukaryota; Metazoa; Chordata; Actinopteri; Perciformes; Serranidae. Gene Ontology annotation, molecular function: protein binding. The transcript has a single exon. The coding region runs from base 851 to 2038 and encodes 395 amino acids. The record is from RefSeq and is a predicted model, not a curated record.